This is a messenger RNA of Funneliformis mosseae, 1290 nucleotides long. The record is from the annotation of a GenBank genome assembly. Lineage: Eukaryota; Fungi; Glomeromycota; Glomeromycetes; Glomerales; Glomeraceae.
AUGGCACACCUUCAACUUAUUCUUGAUCGGCUUAUUGCCGAAAAUCUUCAUGGACCUAUAUUGACUACUACUACAAGUAGUAGUAUGAUCACUUAUAAUCAGAGAAUAUCGAGACGUCGUGAUUCGCAACCUGAAUCGCCAAAUACAAUUCAACAACGAGACGACCAGGGGCUUGAUUCGGGAGAUCCGAGAUGGCCAAAUCUUUUUGUAGAAUUUUUCCUCGAGAAUAGUGAUGCUAAAAACGAUGAUUUGUUAUUUUUCGUAAGACAAACACAUUCAGAAAACGAAAGUCUUGAUCCAGUGUUUGUUAAAAGAAAGACCACUCCAAAUAUAAUGCCACCUCUAGAUGAUGCAGUAUUAUGGAAAGAAACAUUUUUUCUGAAUUUGAUCGUUCAGUUACCUUGUAAAUUAACGGUUGCAGUAUGUACACGGACACCGAAUGAUGGACCAAACCAAAAGACAAGCAUGACAUGUUCAAAGAAACAUGUUUCAAAACGUGUUUAUGCUCUUCCAACUAAGUCAAGAAUGGACGUUAAGGAAACAUCUAUGGAGUGUUCUUAUCCUCUGAUUUAUUAUGUGAUUGAUGAUUAUGAGGAUAUGUUUGAACAUUUAAUUGUCGCAGAAGGAGAGUAUUUAUGUGUAGAAUUGGCAGUUACUAUACCAAAUAAGUCAGACGAUGAUGAUGACUUUAGCGAUAGGGACAAUGAUAGUGAUGAAUAUUAUUAUGAUACUUCCACUAAUAAUAGCAAAAAAAGUGGCAGACACAGAAGAUCAAUGACAAAUGGACCUUUCCCACAGCCAUCGAAUGAUUCAAAAAUCACUUUAUUUCAAGGUGCUGCUUCUUAUUCUUCUUUGUUAGGUAUCUAUAAACAAAAAGCUGCUAGUAAAUUAAAUAAGAGAUUUAAGAUGGGGCCUGUAACGCCGCCUACUGAAUAUAUUAUGAUGCGAGGACCAGGUGGAAAAGGACAUGCACAGGUUGAUGAAUCCAAUGAAGAUUUAUUGGAUUUAACACCGAAUGCUUCAAAUUUUGCACCUUCAUUUAAUGCUACUUCAUUAGCAACAGGAGUUGAUUCUAAUUUACCGUGGAAUUUUAAUAGCGGAAAUACUACAAUUACUAACAUUAAUAAUGGAAAAGCAUCAAUCAGACAGAGGCCAACUUCAUCGAAUUCGUUCUUUCAAUCUUUGAAAAGAUUAUCACAAUCUAUAACGGAUAAAUCUUCAUCUGAUCCUGAAAGUUUAAAAUGCUGCAUGACGUUUGUCAAUGUUCCUUGGACAAGUAUUAUCACGUAA